Messenger RNA from Chelonoidis abingdonii (Abingdon island giant tortoise), 7446 nucleotides. It is a transcript of the gene RAPGEF6, whose product is annotated as Rap guanine nucleotide exchange factor 6. Gene Ontology annotation, biological process: small GTPase-mediated signal transduction. The record is from RefSeq and is a predicted model, not a curated record. NCBI's taxonomy places the organism in Eukaryota, Metazoa, Chordata, Testudines, Testudinidae. Gene Ontology annotation, molecular function: protein binding; guanyl-nucleotide exchange factor activity.
UUUUGUCGGGGCCAGAUUUCCAAUCGAGGUACACGGCAGGGGAAACUGCGUCCGGGGCGUGUUAGGGUGAAUCCUCAGUAGGACGUCUGUAUGCCCCGGAGGAUGGUCUGGGUUCUUCCCCGCGCGCGACACUAAUCGCCCGCCCGCACACCUUCUUCAUCGGACCGAAGGAGACUCACAGUCAGCCAGGGCUCCUGCGGGCAGGCUGGCUGAGGGAGACCAACUCCGGCCGGUAACUUCCACGCAGCCCGCCCGCGUCCCGAGACUUCGCCUCACGUUCGCCGGCGCCGGAGGGGCUGGGACGCUGCCAGGCGUCUCCGGGCAUGGGGAGCCGGGUCGCCUGCGGGGAGCAUGUGGCUGCUGCCUCCGUCUUCCCCAUGUGCUGCCGCUGAGCUGGGAGCCCGGAGCCCCGAGCGGGAGCCUGCCGCCUGGUGAGCAACUAGGGGGAAGCGGGAACCCCCUGCAACGCCCUGACACAGGCCUCCCCCGUCCCACCACGGAUCCCGCUUCCCUGAGCCCCAGACCCCCGCGCCGCGACUGGCAGCUCCCCGGCGCCUCCGCAUGGCCCUCCCCGAGCGACCCUGGCCCCUCGUCCCUGACACCCUCCUGGCCCCUUGUCUGUGACCCUGGCCCCCAGGCACGGACGUCUCGGCUUUUCAUCGCGGGCCGCCGCCACCCGUGACUGGCCCAUAAUCACUGGCACCCUGCUUCUCCCGACUGACUGGCCUCUAUUCACUAACCCCCCCACCCCCCGAUUGAUCCUUUCUUGAACCUCCCUCCUUCCCAGACUCACCUGCCCCUGAUCAUUGACCUCCCCCAAUUCCUGGAUCCUUCCAGUCCACUUCUCUUUGAACCUCCCCCCGGAAGCUCUUUGUCCCCAAUUCACCCCACUUCUCCAACCCUUGCCAUUCAAAUCCACCCCAGAGUGGCCCAGCCACUCCCCCAUGUUUUUCCUUUAACCUGACUCCACUCACCACUUCCUCUAAUCCUGUCUUCCUUCACUUCCCCCCUUCACUUCCUAAAUACCAAAUAUUCCUUAAACCCAUGUUACACCCAAAUUUGACCUUAUUUCUUCCAAAACCUAGAUCCUGUCCCUAAUAGCCCCAACCCCAAGAACCUAUGCACCAAGCCACUCAACUGGUCCUCCUUCCAAAAAUCAAUAACCACCACCCACAAUCUCUCUGAAAAUCAACCCUCCCCCUUACUGAGUUUGAUGGAGUGAUGCGAUUUGCCCAUCUCCUGGAUUAUCGUUUUGGGUGACUGAAGAAAUUUUUGCUGCUAUUGUUUCAUCAUUUUACUUUUUUUGCACAAAGAUUUUUCUGAAUGUCAUGAGAGAUGAAAGGAAAUUUUGGAUGUUUGUUUCCACCCUUUGGAAGCUGCAGAAGCAAAGGGGAAAUGCACCAGAGGAACUGAGCUCCAUCUAAUUGAGGAAAUCUAUUAUUUGCCAGAUUGCUGAUUUCAUUGGACUGCUGAAAAGAUCAGCACAAAGUUUACAUCCAAAUUCAGUGAGGAAUGAAGGGGGGUUGAAAAAGAAGCUUACAACAAAAUCUAGACUUGAAGUUUCCAUUGCUUUCCUUUUGACCUGGAAGGGAUCACUUCAUCUCUCCCCCCCCCCCCCCAGUAAUAAGCUAUUUUUGUGGAAUUCAUAACUGGAGAAUUAAAGUAGUAGAAUGACCUCCCCUGUGGAUCCCAAGAUUAAACAGGCUUUGCGAAAAAAACCAUCAGAAAGGACUCAAGAGGACUUAAAUACUAUCUAUUCUUAUCUUCAUGGAAUGGACAUAUUGUCACAUCUCAGGGAACAUCAGCUAAGAAUAAUGUCUUCAAGUGCUCGCUAUGAAAGAUACAAGGGCAACCAAGUUCUUUUUUGUUCAGACACUAUUGCCAGAUGUUGGUAUAUUCUUCUUUCUGGAUCUGUCCUUAUGAAGGACUCCAUGUUUUUACCACCAUGCAGUUUUGGCAAGCAGUCUGGAGGAAAAAGAGGAUGCGAGUGUAUUAUAUUGGAACCUUCUGAAAUGAUCGUGGUGGAGAAUUCCAAAGACAAUGAAGAGAAUAUCCUGCAAAGAGAAGUUCCCUUCAGGCAGUCUCGGCGAAGGUUUAGGAAGAUUAACCAGCGGGGAGAACGUCAGACCAUCACAGACAAUGUGGAUGCUAGCAGUUAUCUUUCGCUUCCAGCAGACCUUUCCAAGAUGCAUCUUACAGACAAUCCACAUCCACAGGUGACUCAUGUCCCUUCCAGCCAGUCUGGGUGUAGCAUUGCCAGUGACUCUGGAAGCAGCAGCUUAUCAGAUAUCUACCAGGCUACAGAAAGUGAUAUGGGAGAUGUAGAUUUAACGGGUCUCCCAGAAGCACCUGUGGACUCUGAAGAUGAUGAAGAAGAAGAUGAAGAUAUUGACAGAACUUCAGAUCCAUUACUGGGGCGAGAUGUUGUACGAGAGUGCCUUGAAAAAGAACCUGCAGACAAAACGGACGAUGACAUUGAGCAAUUACUGGAAUUUAUGCAUCAACUCCCAGCCUUUGCAAACAUGACCAUGUCUGUAAGAAGAGAACUUUGUUCAGUUAUGAUAUUUGAAGUGGUAGAACAAGCAGGAGCCAUCAUACUUGAAGAUGGACAAGAACUUGAUUCUUGGUAUGUUAUUUUAAACGGCACCGUGGAAAUCAGCCAUCCAGAUGGGAAAACUGAAAGUCUCUGUAUGGGAAAUAGUUUUGGGAUUAUCCCUUCUUUGGAUAAACAGUACAUGAAUGGAGUGGUUAGAACCAAAGUAGAUGACUGUCAGUUUGUUUGUAUAGCCCAGCAGGAUUACUGGCGGAUUCUGAACCAUGUGGAAAAAAACACUCAUAAAGUCGAGGAAGAAGGAGAAAUUGUUAUGGUAAAGGAGCACAGAGAGCUAGAUCGCAGUGGAACCAGGAAAGGACAUAUAGUCAUUAAGGCAACACCUGAGCGACUCAUCAUGCAUUUAAUAGAAGAACAUUCUAUUGUCGACCCAACUUAUAUAGAAGAUUUCCUUUUAACGUACAGGACAUUUCUAUCAAGCCCAUUGGAAGUUGGGGAUAAACUCCUGGAGUGGUUUAAAGUGGACAGCCUCAGGGAUAAGGUCACCAGAGUGGUCUUAUUGUGGGUGAACAAUCAUUUUAAUGAUUUUGAAGGAGAUCCCGCUAUGACACGAUUUCUGGAAGAAUUUGAAAAAAACUUGGAAGAUACGAAAAUGAAGGGUCACCUCAGGUUGUUGAAUAUUGCCUGUGCCGCCAAAGCAAAGUGGAGGCAAAUUACUCUGCAGAAACCUUCCAGAGACUCGCCGCUCUUUUUCUGUCUAGUUGGAGGAAGUGACAAGGGUUUUGGCAUUUUUGUAGAGACAGUAGAAACAGGCAGCAAAGCAGCAGAAGCUGGACUUAAGCGUGGUGAUCAGAUAAUGGAAGUAAAUGGACAGAACUUUGAGAACAUUACAUUUGUAAAAGCUGUUGAAAUCUUGAGGAACAAUACUCAUCUUUCCAUUACUGUAAAAACAAACAUUUUUGUGUUUAAAGAGCUGCUUAGCAGGAUAGGACAGGAGAAAAAUGGAGUCCCCCAUAUUCCAAAAAUUGCAGAAAAGAAAAGUAAUCGCUAUUCCAUCCCAGAUAUGCCCGGAGAUAUGGAACAGAUGUUUCCAUGCGAGAAAGGAAACAAGAAAAUCAAAGCAAACACUGUAUCUGGUGGAAGAAACAGAAUCAGGAAAAUUUUAGACAAGACACGAUUCAGCAUCUUGCCUCCCAAACUAUUUAGUGAUGGCAGUGUAAGCCAGUCACAGGAUGAUAGUAUUGUUGGAACAAGGCAGUGCAGACACAGUUUGGCCAUAAUGCCUAUCCCUGGAUCACUCUCAUCAAGUAGUCCUGAUCUGUUGCAGCCUACAACCAGCAUGCUGGAUUUUACUAAUCCUUCAGAUAUUCCAGAUCAAGUUAUAAGAGUUUUCAAAGCAGAUCAACAAAGCUGUUACAUUAUAAUAAGCAAAGACACUACUGCAAAAGAAGUUGUGAGUCAUGCAGUGCACGAAUUCAACUUGAUAGGAGCCUCAGAAACCUAUUCUCUCUGUGAGGUGUCUGUUAGUCCCGAGGGAGUCAUCAAACAGAGAAGGCUUCCAGAUCAGUUCUCUAAAUUAGCAGACAGAAUCCAGCUCAAUGGAAGGUAUUAUCUGAAAAACAAUAUGGAAACAGAGACAUUAUGCUCAGAUGAGGAUGCCCAGGAGCUGCUCAGAGAGAGUCAGAUUUCUCUUCUUCAGCUGAGCACCAUUGAGGUGGCUACUCAGCUAUCAAUGAGGGACUUUGAAUUAUUUCGCAAUAUUGAGCCUACUGAAUACAUCGAUGACCUCUAUAAGAUGGACUCCAAAACAGGAAAUGCUCACCUGAAACAGUUUGAGGAUGUCAUUAACCAAGAGACAUUCUGGGUUGCCACAGAAAUUUUAACAGAGCCCAACCAGCUCAAAAGAAUGAAGAUUGUUAAGCAUUUCGUUAAAAUUGCCCUACACUGUCGAGAAUGCAAGAACUUCAAUUCCAUGUUUGCCGUUAUAAGUGGACUAAAUCUGGCACCAGUAGCACGACUCAGAGGUACCUGGGAAAAGCUACCAAGCAAGUAUGAAAAGCACCUUAGAGACCUUCAAGAUCUUUUUGAUCCAUCUAGAAACAUGGCAAAAUACCGCAACAUUCUUAGCAGUCAGAGCAUGCAGCCUCCAAUUAUUCCACUGUUUCCUGUUGUCAAGAAGGAUAUUACAUUUCUACAUGAAGGAAAUGAUUCAAAAGUGGAUGGCCUGGUAAAUUUUGAGAAGCUUAGAAUGAUUGCCAAAGAAAUUCGACAAGUCGUCAGAAUGACCUCUGCUAACAUGGAUCCAGCUGUAAUGUUCAGACAAAGGAAGAAGAGGUGGAGGAGUUUGGGGUCUCUGAGCCAGGGCAGCACAAACUCAAACAUGCUUGAUGUUCAAGGAGGUGCUCACAAAAAGCGUGCUCGACGGAGCUCACUCCUUAAUGCCAAGAAGCUGUAUGAGGAUGCCCAGAUGGCCAGGAAAGUGAAGCAGUACCUUUCCAAUCUGAAUGUGGAAACCGAUGAGGAAAAAUUCCAGAUCAUGUCACUUCAAUGCGAGCCUGCAUAUAGCACUUUGACCAAGAAUUUAAAUGAGAGAAAAGGUGCAAAAUCCUUAGAAAUGUCACCAAUACCCAUGAGGUCAGUUGGUCAAACCACAAAAGCCCAUCUGCAUCAACAAAACAGAAUGAGCCAAGUUCUCCAAGUUCCAGCUGUUAAUUUGUACCCUAUUAGAAAAAAAGGACCAGCUAAGGACCAUGUCACCUUCAGUUCUCCUCAGAAGUCACUCAGUUUGUCUGAGGAAGUAAGUGGUAAGAAACAAGCAGAAGAUAGUAUAUCUAUGGCAUCCUCUUUGCACUCCAGUCCUCCCGCUUCUCCUCAGGGCUCUCCACACAAAGUUGGUAACAUCCAGAGGUCUGAUAACUGUGGUCAAAUGAAUCUCUCUGGUUCCUCCUCAUCGCUUGCCAGUGAAACCAGCAACAAGAACAGUGGGCAACGCAGCUAUGGAAUAGGCUAUGCCCUCAUACCAUCCACUAAAGCUGAUAACUUCUCAGACUCCAGCCACAGUGAGAUCUCAUCGCGGUCCAGCAUCGUGAGUAACUGCUCUGCCGACUCAAUGUCUGCAGCCCUGCAGGAUGAGAGAUGUUUGCCUCAGUCUCUUAUUGUGAUGGAUUCAGCAGGAGGAGUAGAAAGAAAAGAAGUUCCUCAACCAUCGGCUGAGUAUAGCCAGCCUACCACUGGUUGGUCACUAACUAGACCUGCUAUAAUCAGAGGGAUGGCUGUCACAUCUUCCAUGAGUAAUGAGGAGAUCUCCCACGAACAUAUCACAAUAGAUGCUGCAGACAGUGGCCGUGGAAGCUGGACUUCAUGUUCAAGUAGUUCUCAUGAUAAUUUUCAGAAUAUCCAAAACCAGAAAAGUUGGGAUCUUUUGAGUGCUUACCGCCACACUCAUCUAGAUGGACCCAUUGCUGAAGUAGAACCUACAAACUGUUGCUCUGAAGAGACUUAUUUGUAUUCUGAAACCUUUUCCAAAAAUAAUCGACAGUCAAAAGCCAGCAUGGAACAUGAUCAAUCUCGGCAAAGCUGGGCCUCCUCGAGCUCUUUGUCAGACACGUAUGAAACAAACUAUGGGACAAUUAAACGGAGAGGGCUGGAGAGCACAGCAGAGCAGACUGAGGUUUUGGACUCUAAGCCAGCCACUGAUGCAAAUUAUAAAACUGUUACUUCAAGUACAGAAAAAGGCCUGAUAGUGUACUGUGUCACCUCACCUAAGAAGGACGAUAGGUAUAGGGAGCCUCCGCCCACCCCUCCAGGAUAUAUGGGGAUUUCUUUAGCGGACAUAAAGGAAGGAUCACCCCAUCACCCACACUUAAAGCCUCCAGACUAUAGUGUGGCAGUGCAGAGGUCAAAGAUGCUACAUAGUGACCUCUCUAGACUUUCAUCAGCUUCUCUCAGUAGUGAACCAGUGGCCUGUAUUUCAUCGAAGAUGCCUCAAUGGCAUAAACGGCAACCGUCCCAUCCUAAACUAGCAGAUAUGACUGACGCAGAUAGUGAAGAGGAUGAAGAUGAACAAGUAUCAGCAGUCUAACCAUUGGGCUAUCUAUGAAAACCACUUCAAAUCACAGGGGACGUGGGAAUAUGAACCAUAUGAUUGUUAGCUAAUGCUGACAACUUGCUGCUACUAACCUCAAAAGUUGUAUUUGCCUCAGUCGUGGACAAUAUGAACCUGGCUGGAUUAUAAAUCUCUCUAACUUACUUCACUCUACCACAGUCAGCUACCACAGCCUAAGAAAACUAUUUAUGCCUGUGAUAUAAAUACCAGUUUCCAAGGAGUACAGACUACCUGAGGACUGAAAUCAGUAUGAUGAGAAGGACCAAUCUUAGUACAUUGGGACCACCAAUUGUCAAGAACCACUUGAAACUUGGAAGCAUUCUUCUGUAUAAUACCUUGUAAUCCUUUUGGUAGAUUUCAGUGAUAUAUUUUCCACAUGACCAUUAUAAUUCUAAAAUUAAGAAUGUUAUUUUACAUACUUAAGCAAAAUUGGGAACGCUGCGGCAGUAUCUGAAAAAGUUAUUUAUUUGGAGUUUAUGGAGGGUUUUCUUUUAUUUGUACUGGGAGUGCUCUGGUUGGCUAGUGUGAACACUGGCAAAGAAAAUGGGUACUAGCUUAGAUACAUGUCAGUAUUCUUUGUGCUAUUGAAACAGACAGGUAACAGGCCUAACAACUCCUUUAGAAAUACCCAGAUUUUGAGUGUGUACUUAAUGUAAAUAGAAUAGAGGAUUUGGAAGUUAAUGUGCAUACAGCAAUGAAACACUGCCAUCUCUUGGUCCUGCUCUAGAAAACCCUGAAAAAUAUGUCUUUAACUAUCAGCCUGCUGGGAAAAUAACUGGAGUUCUUCUCC